AUGGCAGGCUUGGUGUUCCUGGGGCUCGCACUAAGUAGUGGAGCCACUGUGGCUAAGUCAGAAGGAAGCAGCCCCUGCUCAAGGAGCCAGGUGUUCUUCAGAGACGCUUGCUAUGAGUUCGUGCCACUGGAGCACACCUUCCACGGUGCCCAGGGCUGGUGUGAAGAGCACGGAGGCCAUCUGGCCUUCAUUCCCGAUGAAGACACCCAGCAGUUCCUGCAAAGACACAUCACCCAGGACAGAGAAUGGUGGAUCGGACUCACGGGCGGCUCAGGGUACAAUGGCACUGUAGAAGGCUCUGGAACCUGGCUGGACACCUCAACUGUCAACUACAGCAACUGGCAGGAAGGACAGGCCACACCAGCCCCAGGGAGCUGCGGCUACAUCGGGAGUGGUCCUUCGUCUCAGUGGGCUGCCCUAGAGGGCUGCACACAAACCUUUGCCUUCAUCUGCCAGUUUGGGGCCGGCCACAGCCUGGCUUGUGAGGGCCACAACGCCACCAUGCACUGUGACUCUGGAGAGGUCAUCCUAGUCCAGGAUGCUUUCUAUGGGCGCCAGACCCCCUAUUUGUGCACUCGGGGCAUCUGGCCUCCCUCAGACCUGGAGGGAGAAUGUGGCUGGGUCAGCGUCAAGGAUGAGGUGGCAGGCCAGUGUCAGGGGCUGCAGGCAUGCCAGGUUGCGGCAGAUGGGACCUACUUUGGAGACCCGUGCCCCACCAGGGGCAGCUACCUGUGGGUGCAGUACCAGUGUCUAGAAGGUCUGCGGCUGGUGGUGCCCAAUGGGAGCUUCAUCUUUGACAAUGUCACCAUCUCCCUGAUGUGGCUCCUUUCUCCCUACACUGGAAACCUGUCCUGUGUACUCAGCAUGGGAGACGGCUAUACUUUCGACCCCUACUACCCUCCCAGUGUGUCCAGCAACGUGACCCACCAGUUCAGCUCUCCUGGGGAGUUCACAGUGUUUGCUGAGUGUACGACCAGCGAGUGGCACGUGACCACUCAGAAGCAAGUGAUCCUUCGAGAGAAGGUGGAGAGGCCUCGUGUCACUGGGUGCCCUGGCCUGUCUGGAUCUGGAGCCGGCCUUCUCUGUCAGGCUGUCUUUGGGGAACCCCUGUGGGUUCAGGUGGAUCUGGGUGGAGGAGCCGGGGCAACUUACGCUGUGCUUUCGGAUAACAGAACUUUGGCUGAGUUCAAUGCCCAGAGGGGCUCGCAGAUUUACAAUCUGACCCUGGACAGAGACAUCCAGGAGCUGCUGGGCCCUGGGAGGCACCACCUAAAGAUCCAAGCUGUCAGCAACAAUGGCACCGCCUCCACCCCCUCUGGAAACUUAACUGUGCACUUUGUGGAGCUGCUCUCGGGGCUGCGGGCCUCCUGGGCUUCUGACCUCGUGGAGCUUGGGUGGGACUUGGUGGUCAAUGUCUCCGUGACUCGUGGCACCCUGGAGGAGCUGACCUUCGAGGUGGCGGGACUCAACGCGAACUUCUCCCAGAAGCAAGAGAGUGUUGGGCAGUCAUUUGGGAACUACCACGUGGCGGUUCCUGCUGUAGGCACCUUCCUGGUCACAGUGCAUGUGCGGAAUGCCUUCUCAGAACUGAGCUUGGACAUCGGGAACAUCACGGUCACAGCCCCUUCUGGUUUCCAAGAACCAUCUAGAAUAAACGCUGAAGCAAAGAACGGACACAAACGGGACAUAAAGGUGAUCACUGAGCCUGAACUGUACGUGAACCCUUUCACAGAAGUCGCACUGGGCUGGCCGGAUGAUGACCCAGGAUUGGACUUCCACUGGUCCUGCGGACGUUGCUGGGCUCAGUGGCAUGCCUGUGUGGGGAGGCAGCUGCUCCACACAGACCAGAGGUUGCUGGUGCUCCAUACCUUCUGUCUGCCGCCGCUCAACUCCGUUGUCACCCUGCGUUUGGCUAUCCUAAGGGGCCAAGAGCUGGGGAUAGAGACAGAGCGGUGCCUCUACGUGUCUGCUCCCUUGAACCUUGGGCCUCAAAUCAGCUGUGAGAAGAACUGCCAGCCAGUGAAGGCCGACCAAGACGUUCUGCUCACUGUCACCGUGGGAGAUGAAACGCCAGUGGCCGUGUUCAGCUGGUACUUGGAUGACACCGCACCAGAGGAGGCUGAGCCCCUCCCAGCUGCCUGCAGACUCCGAGGAUUUUGGCCACGAUCACUGACCCUCCUUCACAGCAACUCCUCCGUGCUACUGCUGAACAGCAGCUUCCUGCAGACCUGGGGACCUGUUAUUCACAUCCGGGUCACAGCACUGACCAGCCACGCCUACGGGGAGGAUACCUACGUGAUCAGCACGCUGCCUCAACCUGAGGUGCCUGCCUGCACGAUUGACCCGGAGGAAGGUUCCGUGCUGACCAGCUUCGCUGUCUUCUGCAGCACUCCCACAGCCCCGGGCCCCGUGGAGUACUGCUUCUGCCUGCACUCAGGUUCCUGCCUCCACUGUGGCCCCGAACCAGCCCUCCCUGCUGUGUACCUGCCACUCGGACAAGAAAAGGAUGGCUUUGUCCUGACAGUAGUCAUCUCGGUCACCAAUCAGGCAGGGGACAGGGAGCAGACCCAAGUGGCAGUUAAGGUGGGACACGGUGACGCAGGUGUUGAAGAUGUGACAUUCCAGGAGAUGGUGUCAGAGAGAAUCGCCACAGCUCUGCACAGCGAGCGUGGCUGUGAACAGCUUCUCCUGCUUGCUAAGGCUGUGUCCUCUGAACUCAAUGAGGAGGACCAGAGGCCAGGCUCUGGGCAACUUAGAAUGGAUAUCAAGAGGAAGGUCAGAGAGCUUGUGCUGCGAUCACUGUCCACGGUCACAACUGACCUGGAGAACAUGCAGAGGGUCCAGGCUUUGGCGGAGGUGCUGAGAGAGGUGACUCAUCGAGCUGAGGAGCUCACACCUGUGGCCCAGUGGGAAGCCAGCCAGGCUCUGCAGCGUGUCACUAAAGCCCUGCUGGCAGCCAGUACCAAGGUUCGUCCUGAGGAUCAGAGACGCCAGGAAGCCACCAGGGCCGUGUUUGAAGCUGUGGGGAGUGUUCUGGAAGCUUCCCUCAGCCACGGAUCAGAAGAGCCUAUGGAGGCUAACAGCAGCCAGGCUCACAUUGUGGCCCAGCUGCUUCGGGUUGUAGACCAUUUGCAGAGCACCCUCCUGCUGGGGACAUUGCCAGGAGACCUUCCAGCCGUCCUGGUCGCCCCCUCCAUCUCUGUGUACACAGACAGAAUACAGCCACGGAGUUGGCGAGGCUCUUCGGUGCACACUGCUGCCGCUGACUCUGCGACCUUCACCCUGCCUGCCGCCACCUUCCUCUGCCCUAUGGAGGACAGCCAGGAGCCUGUGGACAUAAGGAUGAUGAGUUUCUCACAGAGCCCCUUCCCUUCCCGAAGCCACUUUCAUGUCAGCGGGACUGUUGGUGGACUUCGUCUGACCAGCUCCAGUGGCCAUCCCAUCCCAGUGAAGAACCUGUCGCAGAAUAUUGAGAUCCUGUUGCCCCGGAUUUCAGCACACAUCGAGCCGAAGAUGCUGAGCCUGGCCACCCGGGAAGCUCUGUUAGUGAAUGUGACGGCCAGGGACACAACUCUGGGGAUUCAGCUUCACUGGGGACCUGAGGUCCCACUCACACUCAGCCUGGGCUAUGGCUACCAUCCCAAUGAGACCAGCUAUGAUGCCCAAACACACCUGCCUCCUGUGGCGGCCGCAGGUGAUCCUUCCAUCUGGAUCCUGCACCCAGAGGACCUGCCCUUCGGAGAAGGAGUCUACUAUCUGAGGGUGGUUCCCGAGGCUGAUCUGGAGUCUAGCUCUGGCAGGAACCUCACAGUUGGCAUUACCACCUUCCUGGCACAUUGUGUCUUCUGGGAUGAAACCCAAGAGACCUGGGACGACUCUGGGUGCCAGGUGGGCCCACGAACCACCACCUCCCAGACACACUGCCUUUGCAACCACCUCACCUUCUUUGGAAGCACAUUCCUGGUGAUGCCCAAUGCCAUCAACGUCCGCCAGACUGCCGAGCUCUUUGCUACUUUUGAGGACAACCCCGUGGUGGUUAUAACAGUGGGCUGCCUCUGCAUGCUCUAUGUGCUGGUGGUGAUCUGGGCCAGGAGAAAGGACAUACAGGAUCAGGCCAAGGUGAAAGUCGUAGUCCUGGAGGAUAAUGAUCCCUUUGCCCAGUAUCACUACCUGGUGACAGUCUACACGGGACACCGGCGAGGAGCAGCCACGUCUUCAAAGGUGACGCUCACGCUGUAUGGCUCGGAUGGAGAGAGUGAGCCCCAUCACCUGUCGGACCCUGGUGCUGCGGUUUUUGAGCGAGGAGGGGUUGAUGUCUUCCUGCUUUCCACUCUGUUCCCCCUGGGAGAACUGCAGAGCCUCAGGCUGUGGCAUGACAACUCUGGGGACCGGCCAUCAUGGUAUGUGAGCCGGGUGCUCGUCCAUGACUCUGUGGUGGACCGGAAAUGGUAUUUCCUCUGCAACUCGUGGCUGUCUGUCGAUGUUGGAGACUGUGUCCUGGAUAAGGUGUUUCCUGUGGCCACAGAGCGGGACAGGAAGCAGUUUAGUCACCUGUUUUUCACUAAAACCUCCACGGGCUUCCAGGACGGACACAUCUGGUACUCAGUCUUCUGCAACGCCAGUCGGAGCAGCUUCACACGUGUGCAGAGGGUGUCCUGUUGCUUCUCGAUGCUUCUCUGCACCAUGCUGACCAGCAUCAUGUUCUGGGGUGUCCCUAAGGACCCAGCCGAGCAGAAGAUGGAUCUGGGCAAAAUUGAGUUCACUUGGCAGGAGGUGAUGAUAGGGUUGGAGAGCUCCAUCCUUAUGUUCCCCAUCAACCUCCUGAUUGUCCAGAUCUUCCGGAACACCCGACCUCGUCUCCCGAUGGAGAAGGAUGGGAGACAAAAACAGGGACCCUCUAACCCGACUCCCUCAGCGCAGCCCAUGGAGGAGGGACUUCUGACACCUGAAACGGGUAUACAGAAUCUCAUCAGCUCACUGUUUAAAGCCCUGAAGGUGCCACCCCCAGCCUCGGGCUGGGACUCUAUGAACCCGAUGGACAUUAACUACCUCCUCACUUUAAUGGAGGACAUCGUCUGUCCGGAGAGCACAGAGGGACAGGGGUUCUGGGAGGAAGCCAAAGGAAGAGAGGACCCUUUCAUCUCCACACGUGGGUCUGUGACACCGAAAGAGAACACGUGGCACCCGAAGCCCAAGCUGGCGGUGCGCAGCCUUUGGAAGGACAGCAUCUUCAGGCGGUGUCUCUACCUUCAGCUGGAGCACAUGGAGAGGGAGCUGCGGCUGGUGGGGCCCCAAGGCUUCCUGCACCGCCACAGCCACACGCAGGCCCUCAGACAGCUACACGUCCUGAAGGGUCACCUCUGGGGACAGCCUGGUACCCUGGCACUGGCAUUUCCCAGCAUGCCUCGGGCCAGCAAGUCUCCUCGUGGCCUGCCCUGGUGGUGUGUCCUAGUCGGCUGGCUCCUGGUGGCGACCACCAGCGGGGUGGCGGCCUUCUUCACCAUGCUGUACGGCCUGCACUAUGGACGAGCCAGCUCCCUCAAGUGGCUCAUCUCCAUGGCUGUGUCCUUUGUGGAGAGUGUGUUCAUCACCCAGCCCCUGAAGGUGCUGGGCUUUGCUGCUUUCUUUGCGCUGGUCUUGAAGAGAGAGGAUGAUGAAGAGACUUUGCCCUUAUUUCCAGGACAUCUGUCUAGCCCAGCUUACCUGGGUUUCCUGUGGAUGCUGCUGCUGGUGGCCUAUGGGCAAAGGGACCCCAAUGCUUACCACUUCCACCGACAUCUGGAACGUAGCUUCAGUCAAGGCUUUUCGCCUGUCCUGGGCUUCAGAGGGUUCUUCGAAUGGGCCAACACCACUCUUGUGAAGAACCUAUAUGGUCAUCACCCAGGCUUCGUCACUGACGGGAACUCCAAGUUGGUUGGCAGUGCCCACAUUCGCCAAGUGAGGGUCCGGGAAAGCUCUUGCGCUGUUGCCCAGCAGUUACAGGAUUCUUUGGAUGGAUGCCGUGGGCCGUAUUCCCUGGAUGCUGAAGACCUGGCAGACUAUGGAGAAGGCUGGAAUGCCUCUGCCCACAGUAACAGCCAUGGCUUCCCUUGGGCGUGGCGGUACCAGAGCCAGAGCCAACGCUGCGGUUAUCCCAAGUGGGGCAAACUUACCGUGUAUGGGGGAGGAGGCUAUGCGGUCCCUUUGGGAACCGAUCACCAAAGUGCCUCAAGGAUUCUCCAGUACCUCUUUGACAACAGCUGGCUGGACGCCCAGACCAGAGCAGUGUUUGUGGAGUUCACUGUCUACAACGCCAACGUCAACCUGUUCUGCACUGUCACACUCACACUGGAGACUAGUGGCCUGGGUACCUUCUUCUCACACGUGACCCUGCAGAGCCUGCGCCUGUACCCCUUCACGGAUGGCUGGCAUCCCUUCGUGGUGGCGGCUGAGCUCACUUACUUCCUCUUCCUCUUCUACUACAUGGUGGUGCAGGUGAGGGGGGGGAUCAGUUUCAGCGAGACAGCAGCGGCCGAUGCUGCUCUUGGUUACAUCAUCGCCUUCCUCGUCCUGCUGUCCACAGUGAAGCUUUGGCACCUGCUCAGGUUGAAUCCCAAAAUGAACAUGAUCACGUCAUCACUGCGCCGCGCCUGGGGUGACAUCUCAGGCUUUGUCACUGUCAUUCUUAUCAUGCUCCUGGCGUAUUCCAUUGCAUCAAAUUUAGUAUUUGGUUGGAAACUCCGUUCCUACAAAACCCUCUUUGAUGCAGCAGAAACAAUGGUCAGCCUUCAGCUGGGGAUCUUCAACUAUGAAGAGGUCCUGGACUCCAGCCCAAUUCUUGGCUCCCUCCUCAUUGGGUCCUGCAUAGUUUUUAUGACUUUCAUGGUACUGAAUCUGUUUAUCUCUGUCAUUCUGGUGGCCUUCAGCGAGGAGCAAAAGCCUGACCAGCUGUCAGAGGAAGGAGAGAUUGCGGACUUGCUCCUGAUGAAAACCCUCAGCUUUCUGGGCAUCAGAUGUAAAAGGGAGGAAACCUGGAGCAGCAGUGAGCAGCCAGAGUUGUCCCCCCAGGCUCUGUCUCCUCUGCCGGCACAAGCUUUGCCCCGGGUUUAA
Mus pahari (shrew mouse) is the source of this 7089-nucleotide messenger RNA. It is a transcript of the gene Pkd1l2, whose product is annotated as polycystin 1 like 2. Gene Ontology annotation, molecular function: calcium channel activity; protein binding; calcium ion binding. The record is from RefSeq and is a predicted model, not a curated record. The transcript is spliced from 41 exons. The coding region runs from base 1 to 7089 and encodes 2362 amino acids. Gene Ontology annotation, cellular component: membrane. Lineage: Eukaryota; Metazoa; Chordata; Mammalia; Rodentia; Muridae. Gene Ontology annotation, biological process: detection of mechanical stimulus.